Molecule: messenger RNA, 899 nt
Organism: Hermetia illucens (black soldier fly)
Lineage: Eukaryota; Metazoa; Arthropoda; Insecta; Diptera; Stratiomyidae
Exons: 2
Coding region: 57-899 (280 amino acids)
Biological process (GO): regulation of transcription by RNA polymerase II
Cellular component (GO): nucleus; transcription regulator complex
Source: RefSeq, a predicted model, not a curated record
GCGAGUGGAUGUUAACGAUAAGUUGUUAAAAGUUGUUGGUUUUUUUUUUGGGUAAAAUGAACUGUUUACCGGAUAUCGAUGUGGACCGGCUGAUCUGUGCUGUGCAAUCUAAACCGGUACUGUGGGACAGAACGUGUGAAAAGUACAAAGACAAAUUCAAGACGCAAGAAGCGUGGAAAGACGUUUGUAUUGAAAUUGUGACCAAUUUUGUCGAAUUUGACGACAUUAAAAAAGCCGAAAUGGGUAAACAGGUUCUAAAGAAAUGGACGCAAGUGAGGGAUUCAUAUCGAAAAUCAAUUGCUAAAACUAAGGCAAAAUCAGGAGCAAGGGCAUCAAAAGCGAAAGCCUACAUUUAUGCAUCUCAGUUGCAGUUCCUGGACAAGAUAUUUGAAGAAAGAGAAACAGAGGAAACUCUCUCUGAAAAUUUCGAUGAUAAUAGUGCUGGUGUUGCGCAUAUUACUGUUAAAAAUGAGAAUAUACAGUCAUUUCCAAACAUACUACAUUAUGCUGAUGCAACCAACAAUCCUGAAUCAUCCUUCAAGAAGCCUACAUCAAAAAGAAAGAAGAUGGAUCCUGUUGAAUUAGAAAUCAUUGCAGCUCUGAAGGAAAAACCAAAUAGGCACCUUUUAUUUUUCAAAGGAUUGCUCCCUUCUCUUGAAGAUUUCGACGAGGGUGAUACACUUGAUUUUCAAAUGGAAGUGCUAAAAAUCGUGAAAAAAAUCAGGCAGCGGAAGCAUUCUCUUCCUUUUGUGUCGGAUAUACCAGACGCUCCACCAACAGAUGCUUCAUCUGCUACUCCACCGAUGGUCGCUAAUCGGCACACGCACAAUCCUCACCUGAAUGCUCCCCACAGUUCUUCUUCCAAUGAGAGCUCCGAAAAUCCGUUUCAUAUUUUAUAG